AUGGUCGCCGCUGGCGUUCGCCACGAGCGACAAACGGCGAGCAGCAUGAAGAAGAUCAAUCUGGUGGACGUGAUGAAGAUCGAGACGGCAGGCGAGCGGGACGAGCAGGUGCUGCUGCACACCAAGUCGCGCGUGUGGCAGCUGCUCGUCGACGGCGAGUCGGACCAGUUCGCGUCCACCGUGCAGCGCAACGCCAAGAUGUACCUCCAAAAGCACAUUCCAGUGCAGCGAGUCACAGGGGAGGAGAUCCUCAUAGUCACCAACGCAAGGGCUGAGUCGCUGCGCGCGUCCCCUGUGCUGUACGAGUUCUCGGUGGUGAAGAACAACGACCCCGCCAGUGGCAUGCAGAGGGAGAGGACGCUCGUGCUGACCAAGGAGUUCAUGGCUGAGAUGACCGGCAGCCACGUGAUUGCGCUGCACAGUCUGAGCGACAUCCUAGGGCUGGUGGUAUCAGACAAGAACGAGAGCGAGGUGAUAGUGGAGCUGAGCGGGUGGAGAGCGACGCAGUACUGUGUGGCGGACAGAGAGGCGCUCGUGGGCAGCCUGGCGGAGGUCGCCAGCCACGCCAAGGCCCGCAACUUCUCUGUUCGCCUCGAACCCUUUGCGCAGCACACGCUGCCAGAGAAGCCCUUGCCUCUCUACCAGAACGAGUACGAGAUCUACCUGAUAGCGCGCUUCAUGACCGUGUUCCUGGCGCACCGGGAGAACCUCUCAGGGCUGACGCAGCCGGACGUGGUGGCGCAGUGGCUGCCCAUGGUGAAGGAGUACGCCUGCAACAUGCACCCCGGCGACUCCCUCUGCAUCGACGCCCGCCCCAUGCUUGCCGUCGCCGAGAUGCUCCGAGCCAGCCUGGACUUAAAGCCAGGCCUGGGAGCAUCGUAUGCAGUGACGUGCUGCUCGGUGGUGCAGCGGCUGCUGGGCACGCGGGGCGUGUUUGAGUCGGUCAAGUCCAACCCCGACUUCAUCAGCAUCCUCAUCAAGGCUCUCAAGCAUCCAUCGUCCGUGGUGGCUUUUGCAGCAGCCAGCACCAUCCGUGCAGCCAUAAAGCACUACUCAGCGGACUCACCUGCCCCUGACUCCCCUGCUGCUGCCAGAGCCUCCACCACCUCCUCUUUCCUCAUGCAAGCCUGGCCCGCCCAUGCGGAGGCGGCCAACAAGCACGUGGUGCUGAGUGGAGACAACCUGCAGGUGCUGGUGGCACGGCUGCAGACAGAUGCACUCGUGCACCAGAAUGCACUGCAGGUGCAAGGCAUCCUGGAGAUCCUCACUCUGGCUCUGCACCUGCCGCCAUCGUCAGAUGCCGAGGCAGAGAAGCACUGGAUGGAGACCCUUGAGAGCUCUCUACUCGUGGCUGCUGACGUCAUCAGUGCCAUUUCCCGAAGCCGCAGCAACAUUAUGUACUGCAGCAAUGCGCUACUGAUCAAGACAAUCUUCACACGCUGCUCACCUGCCUUCAUCACCCGCUUCAGGGCUGUGAUUCUAUCCCGUGCAGUGGUGUUGCUGCUGCUCAAGAACGCACUGUUCAACAAGCUGGAGAGGGCGAGGGACGUCAGUGCGGAGCUGCUGUUCCUCAUUGCUGAGAGCGAUGCUAAAACACAGCAGCUGCUGGCGAAUCUGCUGCCUAAGGGUUUCUUUUUUGUUCUGAAAGACAAGACAGAAGCUGCGAGAAAGGCCGAGCUUGAGGAGGCAGCCAAAGCCGCAGCAGCAGGCGGCGCUAGCUCUACCCUAGCGUCCGGGCUCAAAAUUGCAUCAGCAGUGGCAGCAGCGGCAGCAGCAGCAGCCACAGCCAGCACAACCACGGGCACAACUCCAGGCAGCGGGUCUGCUGGGGGGGAAGGCAGUGGGGGAGCGGUGGGGAUGGGGGGUGGGAGUGGGGGGUUGGGGAGUGUGGUGGCGCUGGGGGUGUGGAAGGAGGCGCUGGAGAUGCUGAGGAGGAGAAGCAUCACGACACCGGUGCUAGUGUGGAAUGAUGCCAAGAGACACGAGCUGCAUGCGUACCUCAAGGAGCAGGUGGAGGCGUUUGAUGCAGCCCUGGGGCGGACGGGAGGAGGCAAGGACAUUCACUUCAACACGGACGACUGUGAAUGCUGCUACACUCCUGCCAGUAACGACAAUGACGUGUGCAAGACCAUCGUCGAGGGGGUUCACCUGGAGGUCCUGUUACAGCCGUCUGACGACUCCUCCCCGGCGCUAGCGGCCCACUGGAAGCUGGACGACCCAGCAGCGCUCUUCACCGCCACGCUGCAGGCGCUGCUGCUGUGCUUCACGCCGCUCUACGGCACGUGCGAGCUGCCGGAGAUCGAGCCGCGUCUGGCCGUGGAUGCGCUCACAUGGAUGUACGAGCGACACGAGGGGGAGCUUCGAGGGGUGGUGGAGAAUCUACAUGUCGUGGAGCUCUUUGUGGCGAUGCUGAGGGAGGCGAUAGACAACGACCACGUGGUGUUCGCAUUCAAGUCGCUGCUGCUGCUGCGCAUCAUUCUCGAGAGGGCUGGUCGUCCUGCAGUCUCCCGAUUCGUGAAGGCGGGAGGCAUGUCCAUCAUCCUGCCGCUCAUGGUCAACUCGCUUGCUAAGUGCUGCAAGGACGAGACUCUGUUUGAGUGUGAUGCGCCGAGUGUGAAAGACCGAGGGGCGAUCGAGGUGGUGCCGGUGGUGGGGGCGGACGGCGAGGUGCGGAUGGCGCGCGUGCCGUCCGGGCGGCAGGCAAAGGAGGGCGGCGCGAGCACUGUUCAUCACGGGGGGAGUGUGGAGGCGAGGGAUGCGAUCAAGUGGCAGGAUGAGAGUGUGCCGGAGAAGCUACAGCUGGGGAUGGCACUUGAACUGCUGGAAACUGUCCUAGAUGUCAUUGAGGUGCCGGGAGGCUUGGAGAGGUACCCACCGCCCCUUCCUCUGGAGGACCUGGCUCGGCCGGAGCUGCUGUGCAGCCUCGUGCAGCUCCUGCUGCGGGCCAAGUCCCCCACCUUCAGGAGGAUUCUCGAGGUGCUGUCCAUCCUGUGCCGUGGCAACAAGCAGGCGGCGAGUGAGCUAUGCCGCUUUGGGUGCUUCCCCAUGCUGCUGUGGAAGGUGGUGGCGGGGGACAUCAGCCACGACGACCGCACCCGCAUCCUCAAGUUCCUCGCUCGCACGCACUUGCUGCAGGACCCAUCUGCAUUGGAGCAUGCGCCAGUGAAGGGGCUGGUGGUGGUGGAGCAUCUGCCGUGGCACGAGAGCAUUCUGCGGCUGUACCUGCCUGCUGGGCUCGUCUCCAAGCUCAUUCAAGAGGGCGCGGAGCUGUUCCUAUCCAACCUGGACACGGAGGACAUAGACACGCCCGAGAUUGUGUGGAACGAAGACAUGAAAGAGCGCCUGCGAUGCUUCCUGGAAGCGGACUUGCAGCCAUACGUGCAGGCGAGGGCAGGGGACCCCCAUGCGGUCUAUGUGUACGAGCCCAAGCCGCCGCUUGUGUAUCCCGAGCUUGCAGGCACCAUCUUCGUGGCGCCGGUGUAUCUACACAACGUGCUGGACGCUGAGAGGUUCCCGGCGCACCAGGUGUUUGACUCCACGUCCUUCCACCACAGCGUGCUCCGGGAGUACGAGCGCAUUCUGCAAGCCACGUCAGCAGGGGGCGGUGGUGCAGUGACGUGGCGCCAGGAAGCCCCACGGCUCGUGCUGCUGCUCAAGGCGCAGGCAGUGAUUCUGGACCGGUACCCACAGAUCCCUCUGGGAGCAGAGGCAGAGAGCGUGGUGAUCGACAUGGCUACCCCAGCGCUGCGUGUGUGCAUCGCUCAGAGGGACGACUGCCCCCCUCAGAUGGCCGAUAUCCUGCAGCAUGCUGCUAAGAUCCUCCGGGGGAUUGCGGCUACCAGAGACAAGGACGCGGACGUAUCUCAGCCGUCCAUCAACUUCGCCCUAAGCGUGCUGUCCUGUGGAGCACGUGUGAAGUCGGACGGAAGCUUCCCCGACUCCCCUGCCAAGUCCCCUCUCGAGCCCGCUCUCUCCUGCGCCCUCUCCAUCCUCGAACUCGCCGCCUCCUCCAAGGAGGGGCGCAAGCAGCUGAGGGACGACGUGCGGUGGCGCAAGGGCUUCUGGUGGGCGCUGUGCUCUGCUGCGGGGGAGAGCAGCCGGAGCAGCGCCGAUGGGGUGCCCUGCUCGCUGGCCUUUGCUGCUCUCGACUGCCUUAACCACUUCGCUGGGGACCGGGACAUGUGCUACCGGCUGAUCAACCAGGCCCUUCAUCUGCCGCUGCUGCUCCUCGCUGUUCCAUCAGAGUCAACCCUCGAGGAUGAGCGGCGUCGCAAUGAAACAGGUCAGGAGCCCAACUUCAGAGCGAAAGCAUUGCAGCAGGUGGCAGCCGAAGUCCUUCGCACACUCGCGAUCACUCUUGAGCAGGCCCUGCCGCCCGACGGCGAGCCGAGCCCCCGAGGCUCCCUGCUGCACAUGCAGCAGUUGGAGCAGCAGCAGCAGGAGCAGGAGCAGGGCGGGCUGCUCUCAUACGUCAUCCCCUGGGGUCUGCUAGACGCGCUCAAGAAUCCCGAUGCUGGGGCGGCGAAGCUUGUCGCAUUGGUGGGCGCGGACGGCGAGAUGCCGACCGCGAUUUGGAACGCGGCGGUGCGGGAGGAGCUUAGGGGGAAGGUGGAGGCGCGGAUUAAGAGGUUCAAUCUGGCGCAAGCUGGAGGAGGGGCAGGAGGAGGAGGAGGAGGAACGGAGGAGGAAGAUGAAGUGGCGUGGCUGCGCUCGUUCAGGUACGAUUGCCUCAAGGACGAAAUGGUUAUUUCAGGCAUCUUCGUCCGGGGGUACGCUGCGGGCAGCUGGGAAAACUUCGACCUGCCCGACGGCCGUGCGUUUCUCAUGGCUCUUCAGGACUAUCUCCGCUCCUCUCUCCCCAUCAUCUCCUCCCAAUCCUCCUCUUCCUCCACCCUCAUCACUCCUCCAUCUCCUAGCAGCAUUGUCACCACCUCAGCAGCUGCCUUUGCCUCACAGCCUCCCACUGUCGCCGGGUUUCUAAUGGUACUUAAAGCCCUGGCGGAAUGCAUUAGGUAUGCGGUAGAAGACGGCAAGAGGGGCAUGCUGGCUCACAUAGACUAUCUUCUCCUUGCGGAAAUUUUGGCGGCUGCCCCGGAUACGCUUCCAACUGCCCGGCGGCUGGUCGUGGGCAUCGCGCAGAUUGUUUCAGGUGCCCCUACGAGCCGAGAGCAGCUGCUGGGGUCGUCUUUGCUGCCCGUUUUGGCACGGCAGCUAUGGAGAUCGAUCACCAUACCAGGAACGGGAGUGGAAGAGGGGGUGGUGGCACCAGAAGGGGAGGAGGAUUUCGGGGCGGGGUUGAGUGAACUGGCACUGGCGAUUCUCGACGCGGUUUUGGAUCUAAGUGUGGAAAUGGCAGCAGUUGUAGCAGUUACCAAUCAUUUCAGUUCCAGCAGCCUGCUUCUCGUGCUGCUCGCGCUCUUCCUCCGGGUUCCCCUGCCCCCGUUUAAGGGCACUUCGAAAAAAGCUGCCGGGCAGGCGUGGAGCGAGGCGGAAGAGGCAGGAGUGCUGGACACGGCGCAGUUUCGAGCUGCCCAGAUUCUCGGGCAGCUACUGCUGGCGGCCUGUGGAGUGCAGGACCGGGCGAAAUUUAUUGCCGGGAUUGAGGAGGAUGGAGGGUCAGCAGCAGCGUUGGGUGACGGCACGAACGGGAUUGAUAGCCUAUCGGUGGAUGAGGAGGUGUUUUCCGACCCUCACGGGGACGUUCGGGAUAUCCACAACCUGAUUUCGCUUCUGGAGCCAGGUGCGGCGCCGGCCGUGCCUCUCAUCUCGGUUCGGGUGCUGUACCUGCUGCUGCCGAUGCGAAUCCUCUCGCUCCUCAUGUCCGAUCCUGAGGGAGCGUGCCGGGCUAUCGGGUCUCCCAGUUGCACCCCGCUGCUUGUGUGGAAUGACGCUUCGGCUAGAAGAGCGAGGGAUGCGAUUAAGAGAGAGGCUGAGGAGGUGCUGAAGAGGCAUGAGGGGGAGGUGAGUGAGGGGAAGCAACAGCUAGGGCUGCCUAUGUGGGACCUAGAGGCUGGGGAGGAGCCGGACGGCGGCAGUGUGGGGCGAGGCGGGGAGGAAGCAGCGGCGUUUCGACCUUUCUUCCUGCAGUAUGUGCGAGAAAGCAUCGAGUUGGCUAAGGAUGAAGGAGAGGGAGCGGCAGGAGCGGGAGAGGCGGCGGAAACGUUGUUUUCGGAGCAGGAAAAGGCGGGGUACGUCCCGGAGAUGUACAUUGGUGGGUGUUACGUGGACCAGUUGUUGCGGCAGCCGAGAUUUGAUCUCGGGAAGCGAGUGGAGCUGCAACUGGUGAGGGAGAUUCGGAAGGCUAUAGUCACUGCUGCGCCGAACGAAGGCAAGAGAUACGAGGAGUUUACUACUGCGGAUCGUAGACGGCUCCUUCUGGCCCUGCUCGCACUUUUCCAGAGCCGCCCGCACCUGCUGACCAUCACCAACACGGACAUUUUCCUGCCCGUGACGGACUUUUUCACGUCGGGCAGCGGCGAGGAGCGGCGAGCGCUGUUGCAGGCCGGCGUGUUACUGUUCCUGCGCAUGGUUACUUCGAAUGACGUGGCGGAUUUCGUCUCUUCUGAGGAGCUGAUUUCGCUGCUGUCGAAGCUGCUGUUGCUGGAGGUACCGGCAGGGAGACAGGGGCAAGCUGCUACUGAUCCAAGGGUAUGCGCACUGAUGCUCAUGCAGAAGCUGUUUAGACUUAGCUCCAAGGCUGUUGAGUUGGGGUUGCAGCAUCAGGUGGUGGAUCGUCUGGCAUCGCUUGUACUCGAUACGGAGAACUCCAUUAUCGUGCGUGCGCGCGCUGCUGCUGUGCUGGGAGCUAUGGCUGGGGAGAGGCGGCUGGGGCCUGAGAUUACAAGGCAGGCGGAGAGGAUUUUGCCGGAGAGUUACAAGAAUCAUAUUGCUUGGAAGGUGGGGUUUUUGAAGCAAGGGGCAGAAGAGAUCGGGCAGAAAAGCGUCCCGGCACUUUCAGAGGAGAUUGAGGUUAAAACCAUGCGGCACUUACUUAAGUACCCGCUGCCGUGUGCUUGGUGGACAACGGAUAUUCCUGAGGACGGGGGAAUGGAAGGAGGAGGAGGGGAAGGGGGUGGUGGGGAAGGGGAGGAUGGAAACGACGGGCCGACAGCUGUCGUGGAAGCUGCCUUGAUGUUUCCUGCUGCCAGGCUGGACGCAUGGAACGAUGAGGUGGACGGGGCUUUAAGGCACGGGCUGGCUGCUGCUGCUCUCACCAACACGCGAAACGUGAGGAUUUUGAGGAAGAAGCUGGCCGGGGCGAAGGGGGUGCUGGUGGAGGUAGAACUGCAGUUCCAACCACCCCCAGGUGCUGCCGCGAGAGCCAAGAAGGGCGAGACUGCAAGGACAUCGGUGGAUGAUCCGGCGAAGGCCGCCCGCACGUUCAAGCAGAGGUUGGAGACUCAGCUGGGGGGCAUGCUCGCCCCAGAGGUGUUUGAGUCGAUGGGUGUUAGCGUUCGAGCGGCGGCCGAUGCGGCUGCGAGUGCUUCCGCGACGGACUCGCGGGCUUCAGAGCUGGUCGAUAAACUGCUCUCCAUGGUGAAGGACUCGGACCGAGGGGCGGCGAUGAGCGACGAGGGCCGGGCGGCAGUGACGGCGAUAGUGGAGCAGCUGGAAGCAAUGGGGCUGGAAGAGCCGCUCAAGAGUCCCUUAGUGUUUGGAGCAUGGGAGGUGGCAUACACAUCUAGACCCACAGCAGCGGGGGGCUACUACCGCAGCAUGCUGGGGCGCACACUGCUGCGAUCCAAGGACCUGGUGCAGACCAUCUACCCGCCCAACGGGGUGGAUAACUUAGUGGAGUUUGAUGCGCUCUCGCUGAUCCCCGGCAGCAUCAGCCUUAAAGGCACAUUCGAGCCGCUGGACAGCAAGUGGGUGCGGGCGGUGUUUGAGGCGCCCAACCUCGCUCUGGGUGCGCUCAAGUUCUCUUACGGAGGGCAGUCGUCCGUGCGCCUCUCCGUGUCGUACCUCGAUGAGCGUGUGCGCAUCGGCCGAGGAUCCCAAGGCUCCAUCUUUGUAUUUGCACGCCGCAUGUAA
Messenger RNA from Closterium sp. Naga37s-1, 8031 nucleotides. The record is from the annotation of a GenBank genome assembly. NCBI's taxonomy places the organism in Eukaryota, Viridiplantae, Streptophyta, Zygnematophyceae, Desmidiales, Closteriaceae.